GGGUACUUGGGAGGGAGAUUUAGGUUGGAUUAUGGUAAUGGUACUAAUUGCUCUUCUAAGAAAUUGUGGUCCUUUUGCCAAGGAUCUUAGUUUCUAUCCGAGUUUCUUGUCAUGGAAUCAUAUCCAGUGCUCGGAUGAUGGAAAGUUGCAUUUGUACAUGGAGUUCUCGAAUUAUACUGGAUAUGGUGAGAGGAGUAUCUUUGUGCCCAAGCAUUCUUUGGUGGCCGAGGGUUUUUGGGAUCAUGAUAAGAAUCGGCUAUGUAUGGUAGCAUGUCGAGUAUUGGAUGUUGAAGGUUCGGGAGGAGCUGCUUCUGUAAGUGAUUGCAGUAUAAGGGUUUGUUUGUGGAUCCCGGCAGUCUUAUCUAUUGAGAGUAGUGGCAGCGUUGUUGGGCAGUUGUGGAGCGGCAACGAUGAGAAGGAUUUAGGCUACUUUGAUAUGGUUUCUUUCUGGAGUUCAGAGGCUAGCUUUGAUUCGACUCCUGACUUGAGAUAUGAGUACACUAAGCUGGACAGUGUGAAUAAAUCUUGCAAAGCUUUUAACUUGCCAAAAUCGAGGAAGAUGUAUCCUGAUGGUGAGUCAGUUGGGGACAUGAGGUUUGACUUCUCUUUGAGAGAUGCCAAGGGGAGACGAGCAUGGGGCUAUGCCAACCCACUUUUCAUCGGGCAGACUUUCUAUGGCCGUUCUUACAUGGUUUCUUUGGUAGCACCAACGCCGCCACCAUCUUUGGUAGAUUUGAACCAUAGCCUUUUGAAUGUAAGCUAUAGAAUAUCUUAUUCUCUACCAAAUUCAUCCUAUGAUGGUAGUGAACAAACAGAGAUCCUGGCAGAGGGAGUCUACAACGCUGCGACUGGAAUGCUCUGCAUGGUAGGAUGUCGGUAUCUGCUUGCCUCAGUCAAUGAAAAGCAAGUCAACGGUUCUAAAGAUUGCGAAAUUCUGAUAAAUAUGCAACUCUCUCCUUUGAAUCCAGAAGCUGGAGAACGUCUUUAUGGCUCAAUUAAAAGCAGCAGAAAAGAGUCAGAUCCACUUUAUUUUGAGCCUUUGGAGACCCGGUUGUAUGUUAUGUACAAUUCCCAGUCAGUUGAAUCAAUCUGGAGGAUGGACAUGGAAAUCACCAUGGUUCUUAUCUCUCUCACCCUUUUGUGCAUUUUCAUAGGGUUUCAGCUUUUCUACAUUAAUAAGAACCCUGAUGUCCUUCCAUCUAUCUCUGUCACAAUGCUUGUUAUACUUACUCUGGGCCACAUGAUCCCCUUGGUCUUAAAUUUCGAGGCGUUGUUCAUGAGACGGAAUACGCAGAAUGUUCUGUUAUGGAGUGGUGGGUGGCUUGAGGCCAAUGAAGUAAUUGUGAGGUUGAUAACAAUGGUGGCAUUUCUUAUGCAGUUCCGUUUUCUUCAAGUGGUAUGGUCUGCGAGAUACCCUGAGGAGAGCAAAAAGGCUUUGUGGGUGGCUGAGAGGAAAGCCCUGCAGCUGUGCUUGCCCUUAUACUUUAUUGGUGGUUUGAUUGCUUGGUUUGUUUACUCUAAUCAGUCAAGAUCUCAACCUCAAAGGCAAGAUUUCAACAGUGCAAACCACCGAUCUAUCUGGGAGGACCUCAUAUCUUAUGCUGGCUUGAUACUUGAUGGUUUUUUGCUCCCUCAAAUUCUUCUAAAUAUAUUUUGGAAUUCCAAAGAUAAGGCUCUCUCCCCUGUCUUUUAUGUUGGAACAACCAUUGUCAGGGCUCUGCCUCAUUUAUAUGAUGCAUAUAGAGCUCACCACUAUGUUCCUUAUUUUGAUUCAUCGUAUAUCUAUGCCAAUCCGAAGAAUGAUUUCUUCUCCUCGACAUGGGAUAUCAUUAUUCCCUGUGAAGGAGUAUUGCUUGCUGUGCUCAUAUUCCUUCAGCAGCGGUUUGGUGGUCGUUGCAUUCUUCCAGCAAGAUUUAGACAGUCUGGUGGGUAUGAAAUUGUCUCUUCAAUUAGUCUGUAAGUUUGUUGCAAGAAACUCUUUUGGGAACAUCAUUAGAAGUUUAAUACUGGAGCAGAAUGAAGCUACGGUCUGUAGCUUGUAAGUUGUAAUAGUUCUAUUGUUCCAAAAGUUACAGCGAUAGGGUCAGUUUUCUCUCAUGUUACUGGUCUAGAUGUUUACAGUACGCCCCUUGCCCAAGCUACUCUUUAUUUUGUAUGCAGUGUGUCUGUGUGUCUUCUUACUUUUGUACGCUUUCUUUGUUGAAUGACCAUAUAGCACUCAACUCUGUUGUUCUUAAUACAAGUUAAUUAUGCACUUUUCUCA
This is a messenger RNA of Dioscorea cayenensis subsp. rotundata (Guinea yam), 2263 nucleotides long. RefSeq lists its product as uncharacterized. Gene Ontology annotation, cellular component: intracellular membrane-bounded organelle. Lineage: Eukaryota; Viridiplantae; Streptophyta; Magnoliopsida; Dioscoreales; Dioscoreaceae. The record is from RefSeq and is a predicted model, not a curated record. The transcript has a single exon. Bases 32 to 1960 code for a protein of 642 amino acids.